CAAGGCGCGAGGAGGCGGAGGUUCCAACGCCCAGAUACCUGCUGGACGCGCUGGAUGUACCUGUGUACGCAUUCACUGAUCGGUACCGCAUGCUUCCACAAUGAAUUCGUCUAGAAGAAGUGAAAGUGACUGGCAAGGUUUAGUGAGCGAGUUUCUCAUAUGCAAGCGUAAGCUGGAGAGCAAGAAGGAGGCACUUCUGAUUCUGUCCAAGGAGUUGGACACUUGCCAGCAGGAGAGAGACCAGUACAAGCUGAUGGCUAAUCAACUCCGCGAGAGACAUCAGGGCCUAAAGAAAAAAUACAGAGAGCUCAUUGAAGGGGAUCCUAGAUUACCACCAGAGAAACGCAACCAGGUAAAUCUGGCUCAGUUGUUAAGGGAUUCACGGGACAGAAGUAAGCAGUUGGCGGAGGAGGUGAUGGAGCUGACUCAGAGACUAACCGAGGCCCAGGGCGACAACAAGCUGCUGAGGAUGACCAUCACCAAACAGAGGCUUGGAGAUGAUGAUGUUGGCGUCAGGCACUUCCCUGCUCACGAGCGUGAGGACCUGGUUCGGCAAUUGGAAGAGGCCGGGCUACAGGUAAAGUUCUACAGCUCCAUCCGGAACUGUUUCAAGAGAGAAGAGCUGGUGAGCAGCCUGAAGGCUGUGAGUGACGAGCUGCAGGACGUGAAGGCGGAACGGGCCGUGUUCCAGGAGAAGGCCGAUCGCCUCAACCGGGAGCUCAACCACGUGCUGGGUGGCCGGGGCAAGCGCAUCAUCGACGUGGAUGCCCUUUGCAUGGAGAACAGGUAUUUACAUGAGAGGCUGAAACAUGUCCAGGAGGAAGUCAGCCUACUGAAGAGCAAUAUAAUGAAAUACAAGACUGCCCUGGAUCGGCGGAAGAACUCUAAAACAGGCGGCAGAUCUAACAGUUGUGCGCUUACUGGGGUGCUCUCUGCCAAACAAGUGCAAGACUUGCUGUCCAUGGAUAACGGAUGCGGCCUUCCGGCCACACCCCAGUCCGUCUCCGAUCUGAAGUCCCUGGCCACGGCUCUGCUGGAAACCAUCCACGAGAAGAACAUAGUCAUUCAGCACCAGCGCCAGACCAACAGGAUUCUGGGGAACCGUGUGGCCGAGCUGGAGCAGAAGCUGAAGACGCUGGAGGUUUCUGGCCUUUGGAGUUUGCCGGGCCUGACCUACGACGUAUCGGUGGGAUUAGGGAGAGGUAAGGAGGCCAUUACUCUGGGCGAGGGCCGGCCCGCCACCCCUCCCUUCUCCGUCGGUCUUCUCCAACCUGCGUCCACUAAACCCACCAAGCCCCAGACCCCUGCAGCUGACAGGACAGGAAGUGGAGGGCUGUCGUCAUGGGAACAGGACACAGCUGGUGAUGACGGCUUCCUGAACGUGUGGUCUGGCUCCCGCCGCAGUCCAGAUGGAGGUGGAGACGAGGUAGAGACGCCAGUCCCGUGCGAGCGCCGAGAGGAGGCCGGCCAUGGCGGGGCAGUAGGCAUGGCCCGCCCGGAGGCUCCGUCCAGCGUCGGCGGGGAAACGGGGCCACUUGUGAGCAUAGGGCCUCUUGUGGAGCAGCUUCCUGUCAUUGAGGAGGGCGAGGUCUUAGAGGGAGACGGCAGCUUGACCGUGGAGGAAGGUGAAGAUGCCGCCAUGGUGCUGGCUUCCCCGCUGCCAGUCAGAUGUGAUUAUUCCACAAGUCUCAAUUCCGCACUUGUCUCUUCAGGUGCCGAUGGCCGACACUUACGAGACUAUAGCUGUCAUGGUUUCGGAGAGCUGUCAGGUGUAGCUUCUGGCCCAGAGAAUGCGUUAGAAGGAGGGCCCUCAAGUGCUGCUACCAUUUUCAAAGAGCCCAUCCAGCCAAGUUCCCCGUCUCUCUCUCACGGGUGGGAUCUGGACUGGCAGUCAGCAGAGAUUGAUAGCUGUCACAGUGAAAGUCUGGCUUAAGCAUUAAUCAGGUUCUUCCCUAAUUAGAGGAACCUUUUUUUUUUCUUCUUUUCACUAAGGAGGCCUGGAGUCUUUACAUCUGGAGUCGUAUUUUGGUCGUCCUGCUGUGCUGUACGUCUCGUCUUAGCUCUGGUCCACAGGAACCGAUGCGGCCUCGAUCAGGUGUUGCGGAACGGAGGCAAAAAUUAAACCAAAGUAUGAAAAGCCGUGCAAGUGAGCAUGUUUAAGGCAGUCACGCCGUCGGCACGACCUGAUUGUCUAAACGUUUGGGAAGGUUCGAACCAGUACGUUUCUUUGUUUUUACGUUCUUUGGUUUCAGGCUUCUGUGAAUGUUUUCAUCUGUCUAGGUUGAAUUGGUGUUGCAGUUAUAUUCCUCGAUUGGUAACAUUUAAACUGUGGUGUAGUUGCAGUACUGGUUGCUCUUUCAUCAACCGAGAGAAUUUCUCCUUACCCUGAAACGUUUUCUUGCAUGAAUAUCAGUAUCACUGCAAUAUGUACAUAUUUGCAGCCCGUACUGAGUAGGUGUCACUGAACUCUAGUAUUUCUCGCGAUCUGCCAUGUGUUUACACUUUGCAUGCAGUUAGGCCAGUCAGUCAGGGUCAGAUGGGUGCAGCCUUCGAACCAGCCCAGGAUGGCCUUUCAUUGAUGCUCAUUAUGUAACGGACCUGUCGCGGCACCACGACGUGGAGUAGCUCUUCGGGCGUCCAUUCGGUCUUCCUUCCGUGUCUGCUCACACACCACCUCCCAGCCUCUCCUUGUGGAAUGCCGAUUGCCUUCCAAGUGCAAUUUUGAAACACUUGCCAACCCACUCGCGUUACGCUCGAGUCCUGUUGCGCGGUAUCAUGCUGCAGGAUGUGAAAGGACGUGCGUCAGAACCGCGGUGCGUUUCACCGUUUUAGCCUGCUGAUCGUACACCGGUUUAAAUGUUUACAGUUCCCAGUUGCCACUGCACUUUGCUUUGUCGCUGCAUGUGCCUUAUAUCCAAUGAGAUGGACUGACUGCUUUCUCCGUUGGUCAUGUUAAACGUGCACAAUCGGUCAUAGACUGGAUGAUCUUCCUCAUGCUGUUAGGUUCAGGUCAAAGGUUGUGUGUGUAUGUCCUGACAUUGUAAACUGGUCUAAUGUAAAUUCAAAUAUAUUUUCUCAAACUGUCAAUGCAGCUGUGAAAUGUUUGUGUGUGUUCUACGGGUACCCAGGUGGCGGAAGGACAAAGAGAUCCUAGUUCACUGCAGUUGGUGAAUUGGUGAACUGUUCCAAAUGGUCAGUGUGUGGUGUUUAAAUGUUAUUCCAUCUGCAAACCCAGUUGUUAUCCAGAAGAUUAAAAAAGUAUUUCUGUUGCAUAUUUUA
This is a messenger RNA of Electrophorus electricus (electric eel), 3279 nucleotides long. The record is from RefSeq and is a predicted model, not a curated record. Lineage: Eukaryota; Metazoa; Chordata; Actinopteri; Gymnotiformes; Gymnotidae.